AUGGGAAAACCAACCCCUCUCCCUACCUGCAUUCGCCCUCUCACUCACUCGCCCCUCGUCCCACCGCAGCCCGUGCAUUCGCCCCUCUUGCUCCCUCCAUACGCCCUUCUGCUCCCUCCAUUCGCCCCUCACUCCCUGCAUCCGCCCCUCUCGCUCCCUCCAUCCGCCCCUCUCGCUCCCUCCAUUCGCCCUCUCGCUCCCUCCAUCCGCCCUUCUCACUCCCUGCAUUCGCCCCUCUCGCUCCCUCCAUCCGCCCCUCUCGCUCCCUCCAUUCGCCCUUCUCUCUCCCUCCAUUCGCCCCUCUCUCCCUCCAUUCGCCUCUCGCUCCCUCCGUUCACCCUCUCGCUCCCUCCAUUCACCCUCUCGCUCCCUCCAUUCACCCUCUCGCUCCCUCCAUUCACCCUCUCGCUCCCUCCAUUCACCCUCUCGCUCCCUCCAUUCACCCUCUCGCUCCCUCCAUUCACCUUCUCGCUCCCUCCAUUCACCCUCUCGCUCCCUCCAUUCACCCUCUCUCUCCCUCCAUUCACCCUCUCUCUUCCUCCAUCCGCCCCUCUCUCUCCCUCCAUACGGGAUGCCCCUGAUUGCUCCCACGCGUCACUGGGUCAAUUAUUAGAGGCGCUCAAGGCGGCCACGAACGACCCACCCAUAGCCACCCCCUCUCCUGCCCUGCCUUCACCCCCCCAACUCCCCCUCUCCCCACCCCCUCGGGCCUGCAGGGGUCGAGUGCCAGAGGCGCUCAAGGCGGCUGUGAGCGACCCACCCAUCGCCACGCGCGACCAGAAAUGCAAGGAUGCCAACUGGGAGGUGGUGCAGCGGGCGCUGGUGGCAGUGGAAGACGUGGAUGGGGCCAUUGCAGGGCUCAAGUCGGAGGGGUGCGAUACUCUAAUGCGGUACCUGUACCGUGCACUGAGAACAGGGGAUGCAUCGCUGUGUGCGAGGGCGCUGUGGGUGCAUGAGAAGCUGACGGAGAAGGCAGGGCUGGGCUGCAUCAUGCGCGUUAUGGCUGAUCGCAAGCACACAGUAUAG
Closterium sp. Naga37s-1 is the source of this 1026-nucleotide messenger RNA. The record is from the annotation of a GenBank genome assembly. NCBI's taxonomy places the organism in Eukaryota, Viridiplantae, Streptophyta, Zygnematophyceae, Desmidiales, Closteriaceae.